AUGGGUGAUUACAAAAUUCUUCAGAUUAAUCUCCAGCACUCUAAGAGUGCAGUGAAGCAAUUAAGUGUUGAUCUCUCAAAUGAUUCGGACAUCGUCUUAGCUUGUAUCCAGGAACCGUAUGCAUAUAAAGGCAAACUUUCUGAUUUUCCCCUGCGUAUGCGCAGGUAUCAUGCAAUAAAUAACCCUAAAGCAGCAAUUAUUGCCAACAGUACCGGCAUAUCCAUUCUCGAACUGCAUUGCUCAGAAAAUGUAGUGGCCGUCCUGAUAGGAGGUACUACUCCUUUUAUCUUAUGCUCAGUUUACUGUCCUCCUUCUACACCAAUAGAAGGUACUCUUAAUGAAAUUUCAAAUAUAGUGCAUUCAUAUGAUACUCUCUCUUGUGUCGUCUCGGGAGAUUUUAAUGCUAAACACUCGUUAUGGGGUCCCUCAUACACCGACCCCAGAGGACUACAAGUUUGUGAUUUCCUAGCGGCAACAGGGUUCAUUGUGUGUAAUAUCCCAACUAGUCAAGCAACAUGUCUUGCAAAUAAUAGUGAAUCUUGGAUAGAUCUCACCCUUCUUAAAAGAACAAAUUCUAUCUCUAUAACAGAUUGGACUGUUCAUGAUGAGAUCACAUUGAGUGACCAUCGGAAGAUCACUUUUAAUAUUCCUUUGAUUUCAGUUUUCCCAAGAAUUCCAGAGAUUGAAUAG
Messenger RNA from Stegodyphus dumicola, 690 nucleotides. RefSeq lists its product as uncharacterized. NCBI's taxonomy places the organism in Eukaryota, Metazoa, Arthropoda, Arachnida, Araneae, Eresidae. The record is from RefSeq and is a predicted model, not a curated record.